CGCACGAGCAAACAUCGGGCACCCGCGCGAGCGAGCGCCCCCUCCCUCACACUCUCUCCCUCUCGCUCCCUCACUCUCAGUCCAUCCCGUGUCUUGGGCGCGCGGGCCUAUAUUGUGUUUUUGCUUGAUCUGAAGGAGCCGGCAUGGGAUGCGGCGACGAUGGCAGUUUCUGCGGCAGGAGAAUAGCACCUUCUUCUGUUAUAUUGAUCUCAUGCAUGAGAGUCUUGAAGUUGCAAUUGGAAACGCGUACAGCGCGUGGGCGGCGUGGAUGGCGUCAUGGGGUCAAGCAUCAGUGCUCCGGUGCGUGCGUGCGUGUGGCGACUGGGAGUCAUCGUCGUCGUCGCCUUGUCUUGCCCUGGCUCGCCCUGUGUCCCGCCCCGUCGUCGUCACCUUUCUUCGUCAGCUUCCAGUGUGUGCCGGGUCUCACCAAUCUUCCACACGUACCAUUGUCCCCUCUCCGAGAUGAAUCGCAACGAAGCAUGGAGUACACCGGCAGUCCAGUCCUCUUACCUGCCUUUCCCAUUCCCUAGACAUCUACACAGCCACAUUGCUGAUGCCAUGCCCCAACACCACGAUUCGCCCAACCGCGCAACAAAAGGUCAAUGCCAUGGCCGUGCCGCCACACUCUUACCGUUAACGUCUGAGAUAC
Messenger RNA from Pseudovirgaria hyperparasitica, 649 nucleotides. RefSeq lists its product as uncharacterized. Bases 144 to 530 code for a protein of 128 amino acids. Lineage: Eukaryota; Fungi; Ascomycota; Dothideomycetes; Acrospermales; Acrospermaceae. The transcript has a single exon. The record is from RefSeq and is a predicted model, not a curated record.